UCAUAAAAGCGCAGUGAAUACAACACUUGACAGAACUAUUUUGAAGUGGCUCGCUGUCGUGUCAAUAAAAACGUGCUUCAAAAACAUGGUGGCAGCUCAGUGAAGAGGGUGGACCGUUCGACUAGUCAUUAAAUUAUUAGAAGCUUAUUUAGCUGGAGUGUUUGAUACAAUUUAUAAACACCGUAUAAUAAGCUUCAUACAAAACCGAGGAUGACGUCUGAAGAAACCCAAAUAUCUGAAGAACUGAAGGGAUGUUACGAGAAUCUUAUUGUAAUCGACAUUGGCGCGAACUUGACGAACAAGAAAUACGGCCGUGAUCUCGAUUCUGUCGUGCAAAGGGCAAAAGAUGCAGGUGUCCAGAAGAUCAUGGUAACAGGCACCUCAGUGCGGAACAGUAAGGAAGCCUUAAGACUGACUCGUCUCUAUCCCAGCACAAUAUACUCUACGGCUGGUGUCCACCCCCAUGAUGCAAAGUCUAUGAUUGAGGAAGAUAUGUGGGGCGAUCUACAAGAGAUUGCAGCUGCGCCGGAAUGCGUGGCGGUCGGCGAGUGCGGGCUCAACUACAGCAAGGACUUCUCAGAGCCACAAGUGCAGCGCGAAGUGUUCAAACGACAGGUUGAAAUGGCAUGCGAGCUAAGGAAGCCACUAUUCGUUCACGAGAAAGAAGCUCAAGACGACUUAAUAAAGAUCCUCGAUGAAUUCGGAUCCCGUCUACCAGCAGUUGUGAUCCACUCCUUCACAGGAUCCGUGGAACAAGGACUUAAAUACAUAGAGAAAGGGUUUUACUUAGGUAUCACCGGGUAUAUAUGUAAGGAUAAGUCUGAUGGUGGAAUUAGAAGGUUGCUCUCGGAAAGACUGUUGCCUCUUGACAAACUGCUGGUGGAAACUGAUUCGCCGUUCAUGUACCCGAAUAUGAGGGCUUCGAAGCUACCGCUGCAUGUCAAGGAUUCUCUAACUGAGAGAUCGAUGAACUUCGUGAACCGAUACUGCACGUUUCAACGGAAUGAGCCUUGCGCCCUACCAGCUAUCGUCGAACUCAUUGCCGGCUUCUUAGGACAAAAGCCAGAAGAUGUCGCCUUAGCCACCGCAUUCAACGCCCUUAAGAUUUUCGGACUCAGCCAGUGAGUUAGGCAAUUAUACACCCUCUUACUUUAAAAAUAAAGGCUAACAGGGAAUUUGUAAUAUGGGGGAUUUUAUACGAUUUGUUAUAAAGAGAUGUAUAUUGUUGAUCUAUAGGUUUUGAUGAAAUAUGACUGAGUAAGAGGGUUGAUCAUGUCCAAUUUUAUAAGGAAUCGAAAUUCGUGCCUUAGUGCCUUGAUUAUAGAGUCGAUUAUACAGAAAUGUUUGAUUAUUUGGGAGUGAUGUAAUCACAAUAAAAUCCCAGUUGAGAUAGAUUAUACAAUUGUUAUAUUAAAGCGUAUUUGUUGGUUUCUUCGAACGCCAUCCGAUUUGUUCGAGAUUUUUUCAAUUAAAUUAUUGAAUAACAAUCUAACCUCGAAAAUUGAAAAUACUCAUUUUCAUUGUAUUGCAUUUCGAUAAUGACAAGAAACGAUAAUUUUUUGUGUACAUUUUGUGGCACAAUGAGGCUAUAGAACGGUUUUUGCGACAUAUUUAUAGACAAUUUGUCGCUUAAAUCGCCUUAAUUUGAUACUAAAACAUUCGAGUAUAAUAUCUUGCCAUUGAUAUAAAAACUAACAUUGAUUGCCUCUCUAAAUGGUAAGCCUGAUGAUGAGUUUUGGAAGAAUUUCUACACAUUUGAAUACACAGAGUCAAUAUAAUUAAUUUAUGCAACGAACUGAAAAGCAGCUAUUUAAAAUUGUUGUGAUUUAAAUUAAUUUAUAGCGUAAUAACUUGCAGAUACAGCGUUUAUAUUUAUUAAUAAUUUAAUUUGUCUGUACAGUUAUUUAUGCUAGGUCAGUAUUCUUAGCAAGAAACUAUAAGACUUUUAUUUAAACCCUAUAUGGACUACGUGUGUUUAAAUGUAUAGAAAUAGAAAAUUAUAAUGAGAGAUAUUGCUACGCAAGUUACAAACGCGUACCUGAAGAGCCAAGUCUUAAAUUAUUGCCAUUUCAUGAUAGUACUUGGUAUUUUUGCAUAAUAAACGACGACCCUAAAAUAAGAUUUUUUGACUAAUAAAUUGUGGCUUACGUCUGCACACGCCUUAACUGGUGGCAACCGGGUUUUAGUCAGACUGAUCUCAAAUGCCGUGUUUGAAGUAAUUAUUCAUUUGUCCAUAUUUUUUUUAAAGAUUUCGUCAGUAAAACGAAUCGUUUUCGACGAAUACCAUAGUGUUGCAGUUCACUCGGUAAUUCUUAGUUUUAUUUAUAACGUAAGGGAAUGUAAACCAUUUUUUUUAAUACUAACAUUUUGUACGUAAUUUAGGUUUAGGCGAUGUUAGACUAGCUAUAUAAUUAUAGUGUUGUCGCCAAAUAGAACGUUUAUUAAUGUUUUUGUUUGUGUUUUAAUAAUGUUCUUGAUAAGUCCGAUAUAGAGAGAGGGACACAGAGAAGUAAUUGCAAAGAAAUCCAAAAAUAUUAUUUUUUUACUUGCCAUUUGAAUGGUUGAUUUCUAUGCAGUUAUUUGUCGGUGUGUCGCUGGAUAAUCUAUGUCCUCUUGCCUGUGUGACCGCGGAAGUGAACUGCGACCUUAGAACUCACGUACCGAUGGCCUGUUGCCACCUUUAUCGAAUGCACGGUGUUAGGUAUUUUCUUAUAAUUCUCGCUCUGCGCAGAGCAUUCCUAAUCGAAUUACAAUAUUUAUAUUUUCAUCGAAUAUUUGUAAAUAGUUUGAAGAUGUGUAAUAAUUAUUUAAUGUUAAUUUAAUGCUGGUAGUCACAACGAAAUCAAAGACUGCAAGUAUUAAAGAGAAAAUGUGAAACUUGACAUGUUAAUUACGUUUAUGUUUUUGUAUCGAUAUUUUUUACGUAUUUAAUCGUUUAUCGUGUAAGAAGUAUUGUUAUUCCUUUAUUUUUUGACACUUUGUUGUAGUUGUGUAAGUGUGGGCUGGUGAGCCUGUAAGUACGUUUGUAUUGCGCAUGCGCACCGCUGGCCCGGCUCGUGUAGUGCCUUCGAUGAAACGUCCUUUUGUGAUACAAUAUUUUCAUAGAUUGUACAGAUUAUUUCUUUCAAUAUACAAUUAAAGAAAUUAUCAA
Messenger RNA from Spodoptera litura, 3151 nucleotides. RefSeq lists its product as uncharacterized. The record is from RefSeq and is a predicted model, not a curated record. Gene Ontology annotation, cellular component: cytosol. Gene Ontology annotation, molecular function: single-stranded DNA 3'-5' DNA exonuclease activity. NCBI's taxonomy places the organism in Eukaryota, Metazoa, Arthropoda, Insecta, Lepidoptera, Noctuidae.